AUGCUCAACACCGGUGCAGGGGUCAGCAAGCGACGCAGCGCCACGAGGCCGCAGGAGCGUCAACGUGCCGUACGCGCCUGCAUCGAAUGUCGCCGUCUGAAGGAGAAAUGUGAGGAAGGCAUACCCUGCCGACGCUGUCGAGAUCUGAAUCGGCACUGCGAGUACAGCGCUACGAUACCCCCGUCAGAUAGGGCAAAAGCCUCACAGAUCGAACGAGUGGGCACCCUGCUGGAGCGCUCACGGUAUAUGGAGGCGGUCCUCAAGCAACAUCUACCGUCCCUUUCAUUAGAUACGGAGAGUCUUAGGCAAGUCGCAGAGGGCCUGACGGUUCCCGCAUGCCAUCUCGGUACGGCCUGUAUCCAGGAGGAGGAGGAGCAGCCCGCCGCGGGGGCGGAGAAAGAGGCCUCACCUCUCGUGGAGAGCCCGCUGGAUGAGGUCUGCACGAUUGAUGUCAUGGACGAUGUUGUGGCCCAUUAUUCGGGGGAGCUCUCUCAUUGGAACUUUAGCAUGCGGGUCAAACGAAAUCUUGAUACCAUCAUGGCCACCUCCCAAGUCCCACGGCUCGACAGGGAGGAGACAGUUCCCGAGUUCAUCCGUGUGGCCGAGCCGCUGCCGGGCGCUACGCCCAUAACGGACCUCCUUCACGAGCUCCCGCCACAGCCCGUCGCCAACUUCCUGGUGCACGUCUUCUUUGCUCACGCGACCGGCUUUUACUUCUUCCUAGAUCAGAAGUGGGUCAUGGCUACACUCAAAGGCCUGUAUAGCGAUCCCUCUCGACGCUGCUCCAGACAUGCCGUGCCCGCCUGCACCGUCAUCAUGGUCUUGGCCGUCGGGGCGCAGUAUGCCCACCUAGAAUCGCCCGGCCGGGCAGAGGAAGGGCCAGUCGUCGACCGGCCCGACAAGAUGAGCUGGGAGCUCGAGUUUGGAUCGACCCUGUACAUUCAGGUCACUCGCCAUCUCGCCGAGAUGAUCCACUCGGGCUCUCUAAUCUCUGUGCAGGCCUGUCUCCUUCUCGGGCUGUACUGCCUGCCCAUCGAUGCGUCCGGGCUGGGGUACGUCUACCUGAAUCUUGCCAUAAAGCUGGCCAUCCAGAAUGGGAUGCACCGAAAACCCGUGACGCAGGUUCUAGAUGCGCUGAAAGAAGAGGCACGGUGUCGUCUAUGGUGGACGGUAUACUGCCUCGAGAGGAAGAUAGGCAUGUUCCAUGGGCGCCCGCCCGCCAUCUCACGGUCCGACUUCGACGCCAACCUUCCUAUAGAGAGCCCCGCGUUCUCAUCUCUUAGCGGGUCGGCAAACGUGGCGUAUCUUGUAGACGCCAUAGAACGAACAGCAUACCUCGAGAGCUUUCAGCACGAUCUGCUGCUUCUGCGGAAUUGCCAGCUACCCGACACAGCAGGGGUGCUUGACCACCUCAAGAAGACCAAGGGUGACUGCACCCGAUGGUGGAGAUCUCGAAGGGGCGGCAGGUCAGAAACCACCGCGGAACCGUCGCGGGUAAUGCUUCACGCACAGCUUGAGCACUGCCUUCUGGAAAUGUUUGUGGGUCGACCCUUUAUACUGACGGAGAAGACGACGCCGACGCCGCCCUCUAGCAGACUGGAGGAAGGGGGAGGGGAGGAACGGCCGUGGUCACUUCUCAUCCGAGAUUGUGUAGUGGCAGCCGAGGAGGCGCUAGAUAUAUGCGAAGCGAUGCGUACAGGGCCUAUCGGGCUCACGAGGUCUGCUUACAUCGAGUAUAGUGCGUGCCGGGCGUCACUUCUGGUGUUGCUGGCGUACAGCAUCCGAGAGCGCACAAACGCAAAGCACGGCGCGCUGCGGCGCGGGCUCAAUGCCAUCAGAGCCAUGGCAUACGCCGGUGACUCUGCGCGAUCCGAGGUCCAGCUCAUCGAGACACUCGAGGCCGCCCUAGAGCAUAUCAACACCUUCCAGUCGCCAACUACGACGCAUCUCGCCGAUGGAAAGCCGGCCACGGCCGAUGCGGCCGUGGUCGAGGGCGGGUACGAGGGAUUUAUGAAUUGGUGCCGCCAUAACCGCACCAUUCCGGCAGACGGCUCCCCAGAUCAUACCGCUAGGAACCAUCAGCAUUUCCAUCCUGCCACCGACGACGACGAUGAGCCCUUCUUCGGGCAGACCUUCCCGCAUCUAGACCAGGUUUCGGCUCUGUUUGACACGGUUUACGGCGACAGCGGGAACUCCGGUGGGAGCCUUGCUAACAGCCUGGGAUUGGUCCCAGACCACUGCUGCCUCUGA
Messenger RNA from Geosmithia morbida, 2250 nucleotides. RefSeq names its product fungal specific transcription factor. The record is from RefSeq and is a predicted model, not a curated record. NCBI's taxonomy places the organism in Eukaryota, Fungi, Ascomycota, Sordariomycetes, Hypocreales, Bionectriaceae. Gene Ontology annotation, biological process: regulation of DNA-templated transcription; DNA-templated transcription. The coding region runs from base 1 to 2250 and encodes 749 amino acids. Gene Ontology annotation, molecular function: DNA-binding transcription factor activity, RNA polymerase II-specific; zinc ion binding; DNA binding. The transcript has 5 exons.